Messenger RNA from Fusarium redolens, 747 nucleotides. Its product is annotated as ThiJ/PfpI family protein. The transcript has 3 exons. Bases 46 to 747 code for a protein of 233 amino acids. The record is from RefSeq and is a predicted model, not a curated record. NCBI's taxonomy places the organism in Eukaryota, Fungi, Ascomycota, Sordariomycetes, Hypocreales, Nectriaceae.
CACCUAUCAACAGCUAACUCAGACUUCACCACACCGUCAUCCAAAAUGGCUCCCAUUAAAACCCUUUUGAUCUUAUUUCCCGGAGCAAACACAUUGGACGUCCAUGGGCCUAUUGAAACCCUUUUUGCCACGGAGCGAGGUUCCUAUUUCAAUAUCACGGUUGCAUCAGAGACUGAUAUCACUGUGACAGCUGAGGGGGUUCAAAUCAAGCGCGAUAUCCCUUUGGACCGAGCAUUGAUCGACGCCCUCGACAAAUACGAUGUUCUCGUUGUCCCCGGCGGCCCUUUUGGGCCUGGUUCACCCGUUGAGGCGCAGGCGAACAAGAAGGGACAACCCUUCCUUGACCUGAUCCAGGCUUUUUCCCAACUCUCCCCUCAAGCAGGGGGUAAUGAGAAGACUCUUCUAUCUAUCUGCACCGGGGCUAUUUACCUCGGCACUCUGGGUAUCCUCAACGGCGGGUACUGCACGACGCAUUGGGCUUCGUAUGAUGUACUAAAGGGGGUCAACGCUGCGGCGGCCGCGGCAGCGGCAAAUGGAAAGGAAGCUGGCAAAGUGCUAGCCACAAGAUAUGUAGAUUCGGGGCACAAUGAAGCUGGGGUGAGAGUCAUCAGCAGCGGAGGCAUUAGCUGCGGUAUUGAUGCCGGGCUCCAUAUGAUCUCGUUGUAUUAUGAUGAAGACGUUGCUAAACGCACAGCAGCUCUCUUGGACUAUGCUUGGAGAAAAACUGAAGGUGUUCAGUUUCUCUAA